Molecule: messenger RNA, 3189 nt
Organism: Porites lobata
Lineage: Eukaryota; Metazoa; Cnidaria; Anthozoa; Scleractinia; Poritidae
Source: the annotation of a GenBank genome assembly
AUGGCUACCUGUAGUUAUUCGAAACUCGUUGGAGGGGCCUGUGGUCCAAGUGUUUCCAAUCCUGCAAAUGUUGAGUGCGCUUUAAUUGGAGAAUGUGGUAAGGAUAUUCAAGGCCAUCUGAAGCUCACAAAUGUAAAGGACUCUACCUUGGAUGAAGCAAGAUUACUCUUGGCCAGAGCAGGUCAGUGUUUUCUUCUGCUGUAAUUCUGUAUCAGAUUUGUGGCGCCAAAAUAUCGCGUAAAGUCGAAAACUGCUGGGGAGGGGGGGGUGGGUACUCAUCAAAGUGUUGUACGAGGAGGCCCGACGUCUAAUCCUUACCUUUUGAUACGCCAAUUUUGAUAAAAAUCUACCUCUGCGCUGCACCUCUCAAGGUAAUACUAAAUAAAACUAAAUUAAACUUAAUGACAGAUUUCCUUAGCCGUUCACUACUUUCAUCUUGAACUUGUGAGACCCCUACCCCCUAAAGCGUUUGAAAAGGGUACCCCUUUCGGGUGAAGCCUCCUCGCAUAGAAAGCACCAUAGAAUACUGGGUGCUUUCGAAAAAUUGUUCAUCGCAACAAUUCCCUGUAACUAGAGAUGACGUGAUGAGCGUAAAGUCCUUUACGUAUAGGUACUGGCACACUCUUUCCCGACGAAAAGAACCGAAAGCAUCUCACUUUUACACCGGCGUUAUACAAUAACGUUUUGAUUGUCCAAAAAACUGCAAAACUAGUUUAGAAGUCAACCUAACAGCCCUGGGGACGAGGUUGGUUGAGAUGUCGCUUACGAAGGGCCUAGGUGGGACAAAUUUCCUGCCUCCCCUAGAGUCUCCCAGGGGCUUGGACCGGUGGCGGACAACCGAACAUGGUGUCAUGGGCUCCUGACAUGACCAAGGUGACCAAUUUGCACUGGGGAGCAAAAUAAUAAUGUGCUCAUAUGAUGUCAGAAACACACGCCGAAGCAUCCAACAAUACAAUUGUACUCCGCAUCAUUGCCCGCUAUGCUGUUGCGACAAAUCCUAGGGAUCUAGGACUAACUCUACGCCUAACCAAACUUUACACUGGGCCUAGCGAAGCGGUUAAGUAAACAUAUGAAUAUCUUUUGCAAGGUUGCUUUGAACUGGAUGAGGUGCAUUUGAACACAACGAUAUGUCCUCGUCACCGGGACCUUUGGGGAAUAAGAUGGCGUAACAACAAGAAGAACUGUUCUUGUCCAGACAAGUGGAAACAGCAUGAAAAGAACCAGAAAGGAGAUCGAGGGAUAAACAUGGCUCAGUCGAGAAACCUGUAUAUCCAGACGCAAAUUAUAUUGCCCGUGGGUUCUCGUAAGUACUACUGCUAUGAUCCACGCGACGUUUAUGCUGUAAUAACCUGUCCAACAAUUUUAAAGAAGAAUCACUUUUUCAUCGUGUUCUAAUAACUGUUUUAAGACUGCUGAUGCAUGCCGUUAGUGCAAUUGAAUGGUUUCUUUUAUUUCUUUUCUCACAAAAUUCUUUGUUGUUUUUUUUUUUUAAUUAAUUGUCGAGGAGAAAUUUGGAGUAGGCAAUUCUAGACUAUUAUCUAUACUGGUUACGGCUAAAUAAUGACAGACAGUUAAUCUGUUUAUUCCAAUGUUAGCUAUAUGCAAACAAUGUCGAAGAAGACUAAGCAUUCAAAGGGAAGACGAUGAGGUAACAUUAACGGCGCCUAAAUCCCAAGAUGAAACACGUGGAGACAAGGAUUGCGAAGAGCCAGAAUCCACUUCCUCAAGUCCAGGAGAGCCGCGACUUGACGUUGUAAGUUAAAUUAUACCAGGGUCAAGUUGUGCGGUUAAAAGAACGAUAUAUCUAGGCUAACAGUCGGUAUAUUAUAGUUGCUUUUCAAAUCUCGGGUGUGGAACUGAAGGGACCGGGAAGCUCAGAAAAAAAGCAAAAACAAAACAAAGCAAGAAAAAAGCAAAAAAACAUUUGUAGCCUCAAACUAGCGGCACGAAAAAACAACUUUUAAAUUUAACAAUUUUUUUUUAUCAAAGUGCGGACUUCUCUCCGGAAGAACGUGUUAGAUGAGGACUGACUAGAAACUUACGAGAUUUCAGAUAAGGAGGAGUCGAGUAAUAUGUAUGACGUUACAAUUGGCCAAAUUUAUAAACGAUCGGAAGACUGGGUACGAAUGUGAUUCAACACUUGUCAACUGAUGGAGCAUUUAAACAUGAGUGCAUUGAUUAAAUUUCAUUGUUUUUGGAAAAGAAGGCUUCUAAAAAUAUGUAAUUAUAGAGACCUUUGACUAGAUUAGGGACUUUUAAUUUCCCUUUUGGCAUUGGCUAAGCAAUAAGGUGUCUUUUCAUUAGCAGGCCGACCAACUGUCUCAAUCAAUGGGCCAACUCUUUAUUGAGCAGGAAACAAGUCUUCAUCUUCCAGAAGAUACAGACAACAGUAGUGAGUCUUCCGGUGCCGAGGACCAACGUACAGUAGGAGCACAGAGAACAAAGUUAAAUGAAUUUUUAAGUGCCUGCAACGUUGGAAGUACUGUUGGCGUGUACAAGAAAAAAUGGCAAGACACAAGUUUCCGCACUAGAAGAAGUCGCGUAUCAAAAGCUAAAGAAUCAAUUGUAGCAGCUCUGAAUGUGAUUGCACCUGGUGAUGCUGGUCCCUUAUGGGAGGCGCUAAAGGAAUCUAAGUCUGUGGAGAAAGCUUUGGGGAUAGCAGAGGAGUCUCAGUCAGAUAGGAAAUAUUUGGAGGCCUUGGCUGAAACGUACAACAACGCAUCAAGCUGGGCGACGCGCCGUCAAAUAUUAUCAGUCAUGGCGGACCUUACUUCCUUAGAGAAAAUUCAGGCCUACAUACCCAGCAUCACUGAAUUCAAAUUUGCCAUAGCCAGGAAGCACAAAAUAGAGUUCGGCCGAGGUGUUCCACUACCCCUGAAAAAAAGCCCAAGAAUGCGUGUGGACACCAUUCAACUGGACCAUUUCAUAUCAGUCAUUACAAGCCCCCACAUCAUUCAAGACCUCCCUUUUGGCCAGCGGUACUUACAUCUUUCGACUGGUAAAGUUUUGGAGACACCCAAUGUGAUACGAAAUAUGAUACCACAGCGUAUUGUUAAGCAAUACAUGCAGUAUUGCUAUGAAACAAAUUUCAAGCCAUUUAGUCCAUCGACCAUUCUUCGCAUUUUGUCUUGUUGUAGCGCAACGGUUAGGAAAUCCUUGCAAGGACCGUUUAGGAGAGUACGGUCUUAG